Cokeromyces recurvatus is the source of this 306-nucleotide messenger RNA. RefSeq lists its product as uncharacterized. Gene Ontology annotation, cellular component: nucleus. The record is from RefSeq and is a predicted model, not a curated record. The transcript has a single exon. The coding region runs from base 1 to 306 and encodes 101 amino acids. Lineage: Eukaryota; Fungi; Mucoromycota; Mucoromycetes; Mucorales; Mucoraceae. Gene Ontology annotation, biological process: regulation of transcription by RNA polymerase II. Gene Ontology annotation, molecular function: RNA polymerase II cis-regulatory region sequence-specific DNA binding; DNA-binding transcription factor activity, RNA polymerase II-specific.
AUGAAUUCAUCCUCAACAAAUCAUGCCUGUCCUCAUCCAGGCUGUGGAAAACUUUUCACACGUCCUUAUAACUUGACCUCUCAUAUGCGUACUCAUACAGCUGAAAGACCCUUCGCGUGUUCCGAAUGUGGAAGACGAUUCGCUCGUCAACAUGAUCGGAAUCGACAUGAAAAGUUACACUGGGGUAUAAAACCUUACGCUUGUUUAAAUUGUAAAAAACCAUUUGCAAGAAUGGACGCUUUAAAUAGACAUCUUCGUGUCGAAAAUGGGUGUCAAAAUAAUACAAUGAUUCACAAAACCAUGUAG